GCACCAAGUCGCCUGCCGCUCCACUCCAAAACUCGAACCGUUCGGGAUCGCACAUUUAGUGGUAUUACGAUACAUUACCCAAUAUUCGGCGGCCAUGAAUCUGCGGUAUAUCUGCACAGUAGCUCUUGUGCCGACGCUUUGCGUGCUGCUGGUACUUCUGCUGGAGUUCGUCGAGGAGGGCCUGGCCCAGAGUUCCGAUCCACUUUUCGAACUCCCCGUCCAGCUGGUCGGAUUCCCCGUAAUCGUGCUCUCCGUCCGACUUUCCCAGUUCGCCAAGAAGCUGGCCUACUCCCUCAGUCCCAGUACAUAUAGAUCUCGCAGCAGAAGGGACACCACCCACCCGCUGGCCCUUGAUGCCGAGCUGGCCCAAAAGCAGAUAAUAGCUGAGUUCGGGCCUCAAGCCUGCAUCCUGGAGGAGCCGUGCCGCGUCCACGCCUCUCGGCACUCGGGUAGUACUGAAAGGCGGUUGCCCGGCGAUGGAAGGGCAAAGCCACAUGCCGCCUGGUCAGAGGUCUUGAGGAACUACAAAGUGCAAUCGGGCGUCAGUGGGAUGAAACAAUGGUAUCUGCUGUCCCUGUUCAUCGGCGAUGCUGUCCGGGAUGUGCCGCUCUGCAAACACCUGGCCAAAAGGAUGCCCUGUCCGGGGGUCGGACCUCUGCCGCCGCCCCAGCCGCGAUGAGGAUCUGGUCGGUUCCACCUCCUCUGGGGGAUUUCGUAUUAAGGGAGGUGGAGGAGCAACCGCAUGGAGUCCCCUUAGUCAGUCACAUCGGACAUCUUUGUUAAUCAUCCAUCUUUCAGCACUCGCAUCCAGCAGCCACGUGCUGUCCCUGUGCACCCCAUCAUUUUGUUGUACUUUUAGUUGCUUUUAAGGGUUUUAAUUUAAACGAACGCCCGCCAACAGACGUAGGCGCUUAGA
Molecule: messenger RNA, 916 nt
Organism: Drosophila subpulchrella
Lineage: Eukaryota; Metazoa; Arthropoda; Insecta; Diptera; Drosophilidae
Exons: 3
Coding region: 95-679 (194 amino acids)
Source: RefSeq, a predicted model, not a curated record